GGUUUAUGUUGUAUAUAUCUCCCGUGUUUUGACCUCGUUGAAGCGUUGUUAGCCUAUUCCAUAUCACUCAUCCCAUCUGAACAACCAUCCAUCCAUCCAUCCAUUGCAUCUUUCACUGUUUACUUUCCCCCUUUCUCCCUUUACCACCUUACCUCUUAACAUCUUUUAAACACACCCACACCGAAUACCAGACUGAAAACACACAACAUGGUCUGGUCAGCCCCCCACAUCGGCUCCCGCCCCGUCGCCAUCCUGGGCGGUGGUGUCCUCGGCCGUCGUAUCGCCUGCAGCUUCGUCGCCGGCGGUUUCAAUGUGCACAUCCGUGAUCCCUUCCCUCAGGCGCGUGAGGACGCUAUCAAGUACAUCGACGAGAACAAGGAGUUCUACACCUCCUUCUGCCCUAACGGCAAGCCCGCUCAGUAUGGCACCUACACAGCCUCAGAAGACAUCGAGACGACGGUAAAGGACGCGUGGCUCGUCAUCGAGGCCGUGCCGGAGAAGAUCGAGCUCAAGAUUGAUACCUUUGAGGAGCUAGACAAGUACGCGCCGAAGGAUUGUAUCCUGGGAUCCAACUCGAGCAGUUUCAGGAGCGGGUUGAUGCUUGACAAGGUCAGCGACGAGAGGAAAAAGUUGGUGUGCAAUGUGCAUUACACGAUGCCGCCGAUGGUCAGGACGGUGGAGUUGAUGACGGAUGGGUAUACCCAUCAGGAGAUCUUCCCGUUCCUGAGCGACGUGCUUAGGCAGUGCGGCAUGCUUCCGGCGACGGCGAGGAAGGAGUCUACUGGCUUCAUCUUCAACCGCCUCUGGGCCGCCGUCAAGCGCGAGAUCCUCACCAUCCUCGCUGAAGGUGUCUCCGACGCCGCCGAGAUCGACGCCCUCUGGGCGCACAUGUUCCAGACGUCCGUCGUCCCCUGCCAGAUGAUGGACCAAGUCGGCCUUGACACCGUCGCCUUUAUCGAGGACAACUACAUUAACGAGCGCAAGCUCGACGGGUCUCUCACCGUUGACUGGCUCCGCAGCAACUACAUCACCCAGGGCAAGCUCGGUCUCAAGACCCCCGAGCAGGGUGGUAUCUACCCUCCCUCCACCGUCGCCGUCAACCCUCCUCUCAACCCCGCCGCCGCUGCCCAGGCUGCUGCUGGCACCGAGAAGCAGAUGCCUCCCAUCUUCUUCCUCGACGUCGGUCUCGGCUCCAACUCCCCCUCCUACCCCUCCCUCGCCGGUCUCACCACCAAUGGCAAGAUCCUCCGCCUCGACGAGCCCAACCAGCCGCCCAAGGCCCUCGUCACCGGCCUCCCCCUCCCCGACGGCAUCGACGUCGACCCCUCUGCUAACCGUAUGUACUGGACUAAUAUGGGCGCCGACGUUACCGCCAAGGACGGCAGCCUGAUGUCCUCCACCCUCGACGGCUCCGACAAGAAGGUCCUCCUCGGCGAUGGCGUCCUCACUACGCCCAAGCAGCUCGUCCUCAUCAAGGAUCAGCAAACCGGCACCGAGAAGCUCUACUUCUGCGACCGCGAGGGCUGCUCCGUGCACCGCUGCAACGUCGACGGCAGCGAGCACGAGGUUCUCGUACAGAACCCCGGCGGCGUGGGCGAUUUAUUGCACUGGUGCGUCGGCAUCACCGUCGACCUCAAGGAGCGCAAGUUCUACUGGACGCAGAAGGGUCCUGCCAAGUCCAACCUCGGCCGCAUCUUCCGCGCCAACAUCGAUUUCCUCCCUGGCGAGACUGCUUCCAACCGCUCCGAUAUCGAGGUCGUAUUCGACAAGCUUCCUGAGCCGAUCGAUCUCGAGAUUGAGGCCGAGACGGGGGUCCUGUACUGGACUGAUCGCGGUGAGCACCCCCGCGGUUGCUCGUUGAACUGCGCCAGGGUGGAGGGCGAGAAGGAAGUCAGGAUUUUGGCGAGACGGUUCCAUGAGCCCAUUGGUCUCAAGUUGGAUCUUGCCAGGAAGCAGAUCUUUGUCUGCGACUUGGGUGGUAGCAUUUAUGCGGUCGAUGUGGAGACGGGCAAGAAGACGGUUGUGCAUCGUGAUGAUGGGUCGUAUACUGGUCUUGUUACUCUUCCUGCGGCUUAAGCGGGAGGGUCAUCGAUAUCAGUUCCGUUAUUGUUUGCAUGGAGUGGUUGGGAUAGACGGUGGAUAGACGGUUGGGAUAGCAUCGUGGUCGGCGUCGGUCGGUCUUUUGACUUUUUGGGUUAUGGGCAUGGCAUGUCUCUUUAUACCGAAAGCAUUUGUAAUGCCCAGGUUAGCAAUCGUUCUUGUGCUGUUUGUUCGUGUCGUGAUUUGUUUGUUGGCGAUUCCGGGAUGCCAAGAACUCACAAGCCCUGA
This is a messenger RNA of Neurospora tetraspora, 2328 nucleotides long. RefSeq lists its product as uncharacterized. Lineage: Eukaryota; Fungi; Ascomycota; Sordariomycetes; Sordariales; Sordariaceae. Gene Ontology annotation, biological process: fatty acid metabolic process. Bases 208 to 2076 code for a protein of 622 amino acids. The record is from RefSeq and is a predicted model, not a curated record. The transcript has 2 exons. Gene Ontology annotation, molecular function: NAD+ binding; oxidoreductase activity, acting on the CH-OH group of donors, NAD or NADP as acceptor.